CUCCUGGCCUCCGAACGCUCGGAGGCGCUGUAAUCCCGGGGCGGGGGGGGGGGUUGCCUCCUGGGACGUGGGAGUUAACUGCGCAAGCGCACUCAAGGCUUUUCGUCCAUUUCCCCCGCCUCCGUCCCCACGUGUGAAUCUUCCCGGCAAAGUUUUGGAGGAAAAUGCCCAAAUUCAAGGCGGCUCGCGGAGCUGCGGGUCAGGAAAAACAUGCGCCUCUGGCUGAGCAGAUCUUGGCUGGGGACGCAGUGCGGGCAGGAUCCCGAGAAAAGCGGCGGGGUCGUGGGACCAGAGAAGAGGAGGAAGAGUAUGUGGGGCCCCGGCUGACCCGACGGAUCCUACAGCAAGCACGGCAGCAGCAGGAGGAACUCGAGACCGAACAUGGGACUGGGGACAAGCCCGCAGCGCCACGCGAGCGCACCACGCGGCUGGGUCCAGGAGUCCCGCAGGCUGGAUCAGAUGAUGAGGACGAGGAGUGGCCCACCCUGGAGAAGGCUGCCACGAUGAUGGGGGGAGACCAUCAUGCGGAGGUGGUCGUGGACCCUGAGGAUGAGCGUGCCAUUGAGAUGUUCAUGAACAGGAACCCUCCUGCUCGACGUACGCUGGCUGACAUCAUCAUGGAGAAGCUGACCGAGAAGCAGACGGAAGUUGAGACGGUUAUGUCAGAGGUGUCAGGCUUUCCCAUGCCCCAGCUGGACCCCCGGGUUCUGGAGGUCUACAGAGGAGUCCGGGAGGUGUUAUCCAAGUACCGCAGUGGGAAGCUGCCCAAGGCCUUCAAGAUCAUUCCUGCGCUCUCCAACUGGGAGCAGAUCCUCUAUGUAACGGAGCCCGAGGCCUGGACUGCAGCGGCUAUGUACCAAGCCACAAGGAUUUUCGCCUCUAACCUCAAGGAGCGCAUGGCUCAGCGCUUCUACAACCUCGUCCUGCUUCCCCGGGUACGAGACGACAUCGCUGAGUACAAACGACUCAACUUCCACCUGUACAUGGCACUCAAAAAGGCCCUGUUCAAGCCUGGAGCCUGGUUUAAAGGGAUUCUGAUCCCACUGUGCGAGUCGGGCACCUGCACCCUCCGGGAAGCCAUCAUCGUGGGUAGCAUCAUCACCAAAUGCUCCAUCCCGGUGUUGCACUCCAGCGCGGCCAUGCUGAAAAUUGCCGAGAUGGAGUACAGCGGGGCCAACAGCAUCUUCCUGCGCCUGUUGCUGGAUAAGAAGUACGCACUGCCCUAUCGCGUGCUGGACGCCCUGGUCUUCCACUUCCUGGGCUUCCGGACGGAGAGGCGUGAGCUGCCUGUGCUCUGGCACCAGUGCCUCCUGACUUUGGUGCAGCGCUACAAGGCCGACCUGGCCACAGAGCAGAAGGAGGCCCUCAUGGAAUUGCUUCGGCUGCAGCCCCACGCGCAGCUGUCCCCCGAGAUCAGGCGUGAGCUUCAGAGCGCGGUGCCCCGAGAUGUGGAAGAUGUGCCUGGCACCAUGGAGUGAGGACAGUGAUUUACCCUGGUCUGAGGGACAUGAGAGGACACCAGGAUUCCCUGUUGGUGACACAGAGCUUUUACAGCUGAAGUCUCCAGAUCUGGACAGUGUGAGAGUGACUCCUGACACCUGACAGGGAGGACUGGAGGGUUUGGCCAGCUCCCUCUUCCAUUCUAGGUCUUCAUCCCUACUCAGUUCUGAGACCCGAUUUGAGGUGCCCCACGCCAGCGUUCCCACUCCCUGGCUGGGCAUGGAAUAGGUUCUUUGUCUCAGGCUGUUUUCACGUCACUGGGAUGCGGAUAAAAACCAAAGGCAGGUAUUUAUUGAACUUCUGUGUUUUAAUGUGAUCAAUGGAGAACUUUUUGCUUUCCCUCUUUAGCUGGAGGGAAGCUCUUCCCUCCCUGUUCCUAUCCAGUAGAAGAUUUUUUUUUAUUUCCUUUAAGAUUUUAUUUAUUUAACAGAAAGAGAGAGAGAGCAAGAGCGGGAACACAAGCAAGGGGAGUGGGAGAGGGAGAAUCAGGCUCCCCACUGAGCAGGGAGCCCGAUGCAGGGCUCAAUCCCAGGACCCCGGGAUCAUGACCCGAGCCGAAGGCAGAUGCUUAACGACUGAGCCACCCAAGCGUCCCUACGGAUGGGUUCUAAACAGUUCACAGAGGAUACUUCCCACCCCCCCUUCACCUUCUCCAGUUUGUGUCUCCAGGUAGAGCCUUCACAGAGGCAGAGGCUACUUUGGGGGAAUGCCGUCGACCAGGAAGUGGUUCCAAAGACGGUCCUGUCUCAGCUGUGGGUGGACUGCCGUGGGAGAAAGGCCCUGAACUGGAGCUAGAGUGAAUAAUACGGUCAGGUCCCGGGAUGAGUAGAUCCGGAGUCACCCCCAGACAGGUUCCCUUUCUUGGCUACUUAAAGCUUUAGACCAGGGAUUGGCAAACUAUAGAGUCAUAGGCCGGUUUCCUUUCAGUCCAUGAGCUAAUCAUGAUUUUUACAUUUUUUUAAAUGAUCAGGGAAAAAAUUAACAGUAUUUUGUGAUAGGUGAAAAUUACAUGAAAUUCAGAUUUCAGUGUCCACAAGUAAAGUUGUUUUGGGACACAGCCAUGCCUAUUUGGUUUUUAUGGGUGCUUUCAUGCUACCGCAGCAGAGUUGAGUAAGGUUGGACCUUGAAGAGUGCAGGGUUAAGGGCGCCAACCCCCUCAUGUAGCCAAAAAUCUGUGUGUAAAACUUUUGACUCCCCAAACAUAACUACCACUAGCCUCCUGUUGACCAGAAUCCGCCUUACUGAUAACAUGAGCCGUCAGCUAACACGUUUGGUAGGUUAGAUGUCAUAUGUACAGUAUUCCUACAGUAAAGUAAGCCAGAGAAAAGGAAAUGUUAAGGAAAUUGUGAGAGAAAAUACAUUUACAGUACUGUACUGCUUAUGAAUACCCAGGUUUAUACAUCUAUUGAAAAAAAUCUGCAUGUAAGUGGACCUGCCCAGUUCAGUCCAAUGUUGUUUAAGGGUCAGCUGUACAGUCCUUCCAGAACCCUUCCUGUUUGCAUUUGGUGAAUUCGUUCCAACCCAGUUAAUGUAUUUAGAGAGAAAUUGAUCACGAAUUUCGCAUUUAUCUGCAGUUGUGUCUUUGAGAAACACUUCAUGAAAACUGCCCAGGGGCGCCUGGGUGGCACAGCGGUUAGGCGUCUGCCUUCAGCUCAGGGCGUGAUCCCGGUGUUAUGGGAUCGAGCCCCACAUCAGGCUCCUCCGCUGUGAGCCUGCUUCUUCCUCUCCCACUCCCCCUGCUUGUGUUCCCUCUCUCGCUGGCUGUCUCUGUCUCUGUCAAAUGGAUGGAUAAAAUCUUUAAAAAAAGAAAAGAAAACUGCCCAGCUGAGGCAAGCCAGACACUACAGAAUGCACAGGCUUCAGUCACCAGCGCUACCUCAGUUUACCUUGUGUGGAGAAGCACACCCACAUCUGGUGUCAUAGCUUGCCUUGCACAGCCCUCUGACCUCUGCUUCCACAACACACACACACACACACACACACACACACACACACACACACACGUACUUCAGGUCUUUUUCAAGAUAAAGGGCCAUAUUGUAGUGUAUAUGUUUCUUAACUAUUUAAAGUAAAAACUAGGCUGUCCACUUCA
Ailuropoda melanoleuca (giant panda) is the source of this 3592-nucleotide messenger RNA. It is a transcript of the gene BYSL, whose product is annotated as bystin like. The coding region runs from base 165 to 1478 and encodes 437 amino acids. Gene Ontology annotation, cellular component: cytoplasm; preribosome, small subunit precursor; nucleolus. The transcript has 7 exons. Gene Ontology annotation, biological process: rRNA processing. The record is from RefSeq and is a predicted model, not a curated record. Gene Ontology annotation, molecular function: snoRNA binding. NCBI's taxonomy places the organism in Eukaryota, Metazoa, Chordata, Mammalia, Carnivora, Ursidae.